AUCAUUUUGUCCAAAAAAAAAAACUCCAAAGUUACACAAACAUAAGCCCCUACAAUUUCAUCGUCAUUUUGUUUUUGUUUCUUAUUGGUUUCGGUCAGAAUUUCAGCAAACCACUCCAUAGACUUUGAAUUUUCGAAAAAUCUUUGCCCCAUUGACGAAUAAAGUGCAAAUUUUGCAUUCUUUAUCGUCGACGGAGGCGCAACUUCAAUCUUCAACCAUCACCCUUUUUUCUUCUUCAUGGAAUCGUGUCUGUAACGGAACCCAUUUCAACUACCUCCACAAGCUUUUUUUUUUCACUUUCAAUCGAAGUUUCUGGGUAAGAAAAAAGUGGGAAAUUGAGGAAUUGAAAAUUGGAAGUAGAAUUAAUUGAUGGGUCUCGUUUGGAAUCAACGAGGCUCGAGAACAGAGACAACAACAACAACAACAAAAACCCAAGAGGGUUUACCUGUUUCCGUUGGUGUUACUGUUCCAAAGAAGAAAUGGUCGAAUUUGAUGCCUUUAUUUGUGGCUCUUGUUGUAAUUGCAGAGAUCGCGUUUUUGGGUAGGUUAGAUAUGGCGAAGAAUGCAGCUAUGGUUGCUGACUUGUUCUAUAGGUCUCGUGGGGUUGUUGAAAGUGAUGAUUUGGGGUUAGAGAUGAUUGGUGGUAUUAGGAAUCUGGAAUCAGAGAUAGAAAGCUGUGAGGAAUGGUUGGAAAGGGAAGAUGCUGUUACAUAUUCAAGAGACUUUGUUAAGGAACCUGUUUUUGUUUCUGGAGCUGAUCAGGAGUGGAACUCAUGUUCAGUUGGAUGUAAAUUUGGGUUUACUGGGAACCAGAAACCUGAUGCUGCAUUUGGCUUAGCUCAACAACCUGGAGCUGCAAGUGUUCUGCGAUCAAUGGAAUCGGCACAAUACUAUGCAGAGAACAAUAUUCACAUGGCUCGACGGAGGGGAUAUAACCUUGUAAUGACAACCAGUCUAUCGUCUGAUGUUCCUGUUGGAUAUUUUUCAUGGGCCGAAUAUGACAUCAUGGCACCGGUAAAGCCAAAAACUGAAAAAGCUCUUGCAGCUGCAUUCAUUUCGAACUGUGGUGCUCGAAAUUUCCGGUUACAAGCUCUUGAAGCCCUUGAAAAAACAAACAUCUCGAUUGACUCUUAUGGUGGUUGUCAUAGGAACCGGGAUGGACGAGCAGUUGACAAAGUGGAAACCCUGACGCACUACAAAUUUAGCUUAGCAUUUGAAAAUUCUAACGAGGAGGAUUAUGUAACUGAAAAGUUCUUCCAAUCACUUGUUGCUGGAACUAUCCCUGUGGUUGUCGGUCCUCCAAAUAUUCAAGAUUUUGCUCCUUAUCCUGGUUCUGUUUUACAUAUUAAAGAACUACAAGAUGUUGAGUCUGUUGCCAAGACCAUGAGAUACCUAGCAGAAAACCCUGAAGCAUAUAAUCAAUCAUUGAGGUGGAAGUAUGAGGGGCCAUCUGAUUCCUUCAAGGCCCUUGUGGAUAUGGCAGCUGUACAUUCAUCUUGCCGCCUUUGCAUUCACUUGGCCACAAAGAGUAGAGAGAAGGAAGAAAAGAGUCCAGACUUCAAGAAACGCCCUUGCAAAUGCACUAGAGGGUCAAAAACUGUAUAUCAUAUCUAUGUGAGAGAAAGAGGAACAUUUGAGAUGGAGUCCAUUUACUUGAGAUCUAGCAAUUUAACUAUGGAGGCCUUCAAGUCUGCUGUUCUUAAGAAGUUCACGUCCCUAAAUCAUGUUCCUGUAUGGAAGCCUGAAAGACCUGAAAUGCUAAAAGGUGGCGAUGAAUUAAAAAUUUACAAAAUAUACCCUGUCGGCUUGACACAGAGACAAGCUCUUUAUACCUUCCGCUUCGAUGGGGAUGCUGAUUUCAGAGGUCACUUGGAAAGCAAUCCUUGCGCAAAAUUCGAAGUCGUUUUUGUGUAGCAUGUAAUGAUAAACUCCCUGCAAUUUACAUGAUCAUGUAGCAAUAGCAAUAGCACUUUCACUUAACUGAGGGGUGAAGUUUUAGGAAUGAGUGUGGUAAUGGAAUUGGCAUGGCUUUAUAGUGCCUAAUCCACUUUGGCCAACUCAUUGAGGAUUUACAUUCAGAAAAUAUAUACCACUUCAACAAUAUUUAAACCCCUUUUUUGUUAGUGAAUUGAAAAUCCAUAUUUAAUGCCGAGUGAUUAUAUCUAGAUACAGUUAUAAGAUGAACAUCAAGAUAGUGUUUGUAUACUGUGGGUGAAUAUUUUAGUUAAACAUCCAAAUUUUCACCCAAGAAUACAUGUUUCGUUUGAAUGCAGGAUGAAAAUGAAUGCAAAGAGAAAAAUAUAACUCAUUAGUAGUACUUGAUUAUGCA
Molecule: messenger RNA, 2329 nt
Organism: Trifolium pratense (red clover)
Lineage: Eukaryota; Viridiplantae; Streptophyta; Magnoliopsida; Fabales; Fabaceae
Product: glycoprotein 3-alpha-L-fucosyltransferase A
Exons: 7
Coding region: 370-1914 (514 amino acids)
Cellular component (GO): membrane
Molecular function (GO): fucosyltransferase activity
Source: RefSeq, a predicted model, not a curated record